UUAAAGAAACGUAAACAUGGACGGUCUCGUGAUCAAAGAGGAAUUCGUUGCAAGUGAAGAAGAACUUGAAGACAUUUUUCCAAGAUCAUUGGAAAAAAGAGACGAAGAUAAUGGACAGGCAAACAUUUCACAGAAAUUCAUGUGCAAAGUUUGUGGUAAAUGUCUGUCGACCAAGAGCAAUCUGAAGCAACAUGAUAGGAUCCAUACUGGGGAAAGACCCUUCGAGUGUCCGUUCUGUGGAAAGGCCUUCCAGACGUCAAGCUCUCUGAAUGUGCACAAGCGUUUACACACAGGUGAGCGACCGUACCCAUGCAAAUCAUGCGACAGGACUUUCCUAUGCAGCAACCAUUUGAAAAGACAUGCGAGGAGCCACAUCCCAAAACUUGAAUGCCCUCAAUGUGGGAAAAGUGUUGAGGUGGACAAGAUGGAGGAACAUCAUGAGCUAGGGUUGUGCGCUACCUUCGCUAAAGCACGCAAAAAGGUACCGCGCAUCUCCCAUGCCUGCGGUUUGUGUGGCAAAACAUUCACUGGGUCUGCUGCCCUCACAAGCCACAAGAAGAUGCACGGCAAGAAGAAAACGUUCAAGUGUGAGUCGUGCGACAAGGCGUACAACAACGGCAGCGCCCUCUUGGUUCACAGGCGAGUACAUUCUGGACAAGGGUUUGUUUGCGAGACCUGUGGUCAGCGCUUUCUGCAGAACAGCCAUCUGACUGUACAUCGGAGGGCUCACUCUGGGGAAACUCCAUUCAAGUGUGAGUACUGCGCCAAGGGAUUUAAACAGAGCUCUAACCUGAAAGACCAUGUCAGGUUGCAUACUGGGGAGAGACCGUUUACCUGUGAGUGUGGCAAGCGGUUCAGGCAGACUGGACAUCUCAAAGAUCACCAGAGAAACUACUGUGCUUUUAAGACUAAGAUUAAGAUACCUAAAGUAGUUUUUCCAGUGGUUUAGUAAGCAUUCAAUGUAUUCUAAUCAGAAAUGUAUUCAUGAGUCUUAGGACAUGGUGUUGACAAGAAAUAAAUUUUUAGUACUGUAGUUAUGAAGGUGCUUGUGAAUAGACCAUGUGAACUUUGUUUACAAUAAGUGUGACCUUGUGAAUUCUUAAGCUAGUCUGGCAAGCAAGAUAAUGCACUGGCCAUGUCGGGAAAGUUUACAUUUUCUGUCAUAAUUUCCACAUAAAUGCAAGAGAUAGGAAGUAAAAGCUGGACAAGUUUUGCGAAGUACCCCCUUUCAUCAUAUCCAAAGUUCAUAAAAGUUGGACAAUGCAGUCUCCAUGAAAAAAUAUAAUUUAAUAUUUUCUUCCAUUGAGCUGUGUACAAAUCGUACCUGCAGGAAGGCAAGGCUUGGUGGCUACAUGUAUUUUGUAAACACAUGAUGUCAUAGGUCACAUCGUCUUUACUGUGAGGCAAAAUCAGCACAGGUGACCGUGACCCUAUGUGACUCAAACCUGUGACAUUCAGUAUUCAAAAUCGAUGUUUGAAAAACUUUAGUAUUCAAAAUCAUGACAAGUUUGAAAACUUGAUUCAUUGAAGGGCAGUUAAACGCAUCUUGUUUUCAGUGCUUCCUAGUUAAACAAUGUACUGGGUACAUGUAUGGAGGAAUCAAGUACCGGUAAAAUGAUUUGAAAUCGCUUGGUUUAUUAUAUUUAUCUGAAGCAAAUCAAAACGCAACUCAAAUUUUCCAUUUGAAAUGUGUUUUAGUGCAGAUUUUGUGAGAAAAUCCCUUUAUGUCCAAUUUGAUCCUUGCUACGGCUA
Molecule: messenger RNA, 1752 nt
Organism: Asterias rubens (European starfish)
Lineage: Eukaryota; Metazoa; Echinodermata; Asteroidea; Forcipulatida; Asteriidae
Product: zinc finger protein 135-like
Exons: 1
Coding region: 17-949 (310 amino acids)
Biological process (GO): regulation of DNA-templated transcription
Molecular function (GO): DNA-binding transcription factor activity, RNA polymerase II-specific; RNA polymerase II cis-regulatory region sequence-specific DNA binding
Source: RefSeq, a predicted model, not a curated record